Messenger RNA from Bicyclus anynana (squinting bush brown), 4744 nucleotides. RefSeq lists its product as uncharacterized. Gene Ontology annotation, biological process: DNA integration. The record is from RefSeq and is a predicted model, not a curated record. The transcript has a single exon. Lineage: Eukaryota; Metazoa; Arthropoda; Insecta; Lepidoptera; Nymphalidae. Bases 698 to 4744 code for a protein of 1348 amino acids. Gene Ontology annotation, molecular function: nucleic acid binding.
UGGUCUGAUGAUGGAGCCAAAACACAGACCAUGGAACUCGUCAACGAUUUACAGCAGGUACCUUUUGUUUGGGCUUGAUUUAUUGUUGGGUUGUGACUGUAUUAAGGGUCUGAUGAUGAAGACGAAGGACAGUUAAGAGAACUCCUCAACGGUUCACAGUAGCUACCUUGUGUUUGGACUUGAUAAAUUUGUAUUGAUGAGAACUUUCCACCUAGAUGGGUUGUGACUGUAUUAGGGGUCUGGUGAUGAAGACGUAGGAUAGUUAAGGGAACUCCUCGGCGGUUCACAGUAGCUACCUUGUGUUUUGACUUGAUAAUUUUGUAUUGAUGAGAACUUUCCACCUGGAUAGGUUGUGACUGUAUUAGGGGUCUGGUGACGAAGAUGAAGGAGAGUUAAGGGAACUCCUCGACGGUUCACAGUAGCUACCUUGUGUUUGGACUUGAUUUAAUUUUAUAUUGAUGAGAACUAUUGAUGUGUAUAAUACGUACUCAUAUUAAAACUACAUUCACACCGCUGUAUUAUAAUGCGCCUGCGCUGCAUCGCAUCUAUCUUCAGUCAUUAAACGGGUAGCUAACGGAACGGUUGUUUCAUUUAUGUUGAAGUACACAACAUUGGCGAACGCGGCGGGAUUAGUAAUUAUCCACUUAUACCUACGAGUGCUACGUUUUAGAUUCGUUUUAAAACUAAAUAUCUACCAAUGUCGACUUAUUUGGGUCAUUUACAAAAUUUUGACCACAAGAAUGGCGAGUGGCAGAUAUUCAAAGGGAAGUUGACGCAAUUUUUCAAUAUUAAUAGUGUGGACGAUAACGUGAAAAAGAUUGGGAUUUUAUUAACUCACAUCAGCGACGAAACUUACCGUUUGGCAGCGAAUUUAGCGUACCCGCAGCAGUUGGACUCACUAGGUUACGGAGAAGUCGUGGCAUUACUGGACGGCCAUUUUAAACUACGACAGUGCUCGUUUGCUGACAAGGCGAAUUUCUACGGAGCGAGUAGAAGCCCAGGCGAGUCAUUAGGAGACUGGGCGGCGCGAUUGCGAGGUCUGGCGACAUAUUGCGACUUCGGCGCCGCCUUGGAAACCAACCUAGUGGAUCGUUUUGUCCUCGGUUUGGGAUCAGGCCCGGAACGCGAUAAGCUCUUUGAACAAAGACCUUCUACGCUCACGCUGACUCGAGCUAUUGAGCUAGCGGAGCAGGCAGAAAGUGCGAAAAAGGGGAAGGUGGUACGUCCUGAAAUAGAUGCAGUGCACGUCAAGGAGGAGCCGGUGUUCCGCGCGGAAUUCCAAGGUCGCGCUAGCCGCGCCACCCCGUUUCGGUCGGGCCGCGGUGCUUUUGUCAACAACAGUGAUUCGACGAGACUUCGUGAUCCGCGAUGUCAAGUCUGUGGUCUGAAGAAUCAUCAAAGUGAUAAGUGCCGUUACAAGGGCUAUAGAUGCAAAAAGUGCGGGGUCAAGGGUCACCUUAAAAGUGUCUGUGUGCGCGAUAAUAUCGGGGUCAGUGCGGGCGUUUACCGUGUGGAAGAUGAGCCUUGUGGGGUUGACGAAGCGUGCAAGGAGUGUAAAAAUUUUAAUUUAAGGUACGUGAGUGAUAAACCUAUACUAGUCGACCUAACCUUAGGUAACAAAAAAAUGACUAUGGAGCUUGACUCGGGGUCAGGGCUUUGUGUGAUUUCAGAGAUGUUGUAUAAAGACAAGUUCACUAAUUUUAAAUUAUCUAAAAGUAAUGUAACUAUGUGCAUGUAUAGCGGACAUAAAAUAACACCUUUAGGUUUUUUUUCGAUUAAUGCCAAUUUUAAUAAUGUAAAAAAAAGAAUUAAAAUCUUUGUUAUAAAAAACGGAGGUCCUCCCUUAUUGGGUAGGGAUUUUAUGUCUGCAUUUAAUUUAGCAAUCACUACUAUGAACAAAUUAAAUUAUUUAUGUGAUGAUAAAGAUGUACAACGUCUGUUAGAAAAGUUCUCUGACCUUUGGCGUGAUGAGUUGGGUUCGUUUAAUAAAUUUAAAGUGAAGUUGCAACUAAAAGAUAAUUCUGUUCCAAAAUUUUUUAAGCCACGCCCCGUACCUUUUGCCCUUAAAGAUAAAGUAGAACAAGAACUCGAUAGAUUAGUAAGAGUAGGUAUUUUAGUUCCUAUUAAUUAUUCUCAAUAUGCUACUCCGAUAGUGCCUGUACUGAAGGCUAACGGUCAAGUUAAGAUUGCAGGUGAUUUUUCUGUAACAUUGAACAAGGACCUCUUAAUAGAAAAAUAUCCACUGCCUCGGAUUGAGGAAGUAUUUGCAAAGAUUGGAGGAGGUGAGCGUUAUAGUAAGAUUGAUUUAAAAAACGCCUACAAUCAGUUUAUUUUGGAUGAAUCUUGUCAGGACCUCACCGCAAUAAAUACUCACAAAGGGCUCUAUAAGUACACACGUCUUCUCUAUGGCCUAGCUAACGCUCCUGCGAUUUUUCAAAAGUCUAUGGAAACCCUACUAUGUGGUAUAGACGGAGUAAGUGUGUGGCUCGACGAUAUAUGUAUAACGGGACCCGAUAGGUUAAGUCAUUUAAAAAGACUCGACGAAGUUCUUAGUAAACUUUGUGACGCGGGGUUGCGUUUAGAGAGGAAUAAAUGCGAAUUUUUCAAAGAAAGUGUUAAGUACUUAGGAUACGUCAUAAGUAAAAAUGGGUUAAAGACUUGUCCGGAAAAGGUCCAAGCUAUACUUAACGCGCCAGAGCCGACAAACGUUACUGAAGUGAAAAGGUUUUUAGGUUUUGUAAAUUAUUAUAGGCAUUUUAUACCUAACGCGUCAGCUUUGCUGCGACCGUUGCAUGAUUUGUUACGCAGCGGUACAGCGUGGCAGUGGGGCGAGCAUCAACGCGCUAGCGUGGCGGCUGUACGCCGCUGUUUGUCGUCGGAGCGUGUCCUCGCGCACUUUGAGCCCACGGCACAACUUAUUUUAGCUUGCGAUGCCGGGCCCGACGGCUUGGGUGCUAUACUUUCACAAAGGGCCGCCGAUGGCGCUGAGCGCCCGUUGGCGUAUGCCUCGCGUUCUCUCUCAGCCAGCGAGAAAAAUUAUAGCCAAAUACAAAAAGAGGCUACUGCUAUAAUUUUUGGUGUAAAACGUUUCCAUCAGUAUUUAUACGGCUGUAAAAAACCUUUUGUACUGAAAACCGAUCAUAGGCCAUUAGUAUCGAUUUUUAACAGCAAAACGGGUAUACCGGUCACGACGGCGCUGCGGUUACAAAGGUAUGCUAUUAUUUUAUCAGCAUAUAAUUACACCGUGCAAUAUGUGUCAAGCAAUAAUAACGCGGCGGCCGACUAUUUUUCACGCGCCCCCUUACUUGAUAGUUGUGUUACAGAUCAUGAUGAAGUAGAUACUCCCUACGCGCUCCGUUUUUUAGACGAAACAUCCGCGGCUGUUAAUGCUCGUGACAUUAAACAGAUGACGGAACGCGAUACGACGUUGCAGACUGUUAUUAAAUAUUUAAAACGAGGAUGGCCUCGAAAAGUGACCUGUAGUUCAAUUUUACCUUAUUUUCAAUGUAAGUCUGAUUUACAGUUCGAAAAUGGUUGUCUUUUUAGAGGUCAUAGAAUAGUAAUACCUUCCUCGCUCAGGGAAAAGAUGUUGAUAGAAUUACACGACACACACUUGGGCAUCGUUAAGAGCAAGAGUAACGCACGGGUGCGCAUGUGGUGGCCGCAGAUAGACGCACACAUCGAACGCUGGGUGGGCUCGUGUGCGACGUGCGCGCAGCUCCGCGCCGCGCCCCCGCGCGACCCGCCCGCGCCGUGGCCUGCCGCCACUGCUCCCUGGCAGCGCGUGCAUAUAGACUACAUGACUGUAGGCCAAAGGGUGUAUCUAGUAGUGGUCGAUUCGUUCAGUAAAUGGGUCGAGUGUCUGUAUAUGCACAAUGGAACGUCGACUAAAUCAUUAAUAGUAAAACUAAAAAACAUAUUUUCAACAUUCGGGCUUCCAAAGGUUUUGAUUAGCGAUAACGACGUUAAAAUAAAUUCGAGUGAUUUUAAAAAUUUCUGUUUAUGCAACGGAAUAAAAUACAUGACGACUCCCAUAUAUCAUCCGCCAAGCAAUGGUCAAGCCGAUAAUUCGGUCAGAACUUGUAAGAAAAUGUUAAAAUGUAUUAUAAAAGAUAGCCCGACAGUUCACCAGGCUCAUGAGUUGUUAUUAGGAUAUUUGUUUAAUUAUAGGAACACCGUACACUGCACCACCGGCGAAACACCAGCUCGGCUAAUGUUCGGCAGAAAUCUUAGAUCUCGCUUAGAUUUAAUUUUACCGUUAAGUAAUUCUGAGGUUCAUGUACACGCAGUACCCGGAAAAAGGUGUUUUACCGUCGGAGAUGUCGUGUGGGUCAGGUGGUACAGUGCACGGAAGGAAGCUUGGCAGUUGGGUACUAUAAAAGAGAAGAUAGGAAAUAAAAUGUAUAAAAUUUUUAUUCAUGACCUUGAAAAUUGUUGUAUUAGGCAUGUCGAUCAGAUUAUAAAUUAUACUGGCAAUAAAAUUGCCGACAGCGAGUCUCAUCCGUCUUCCACUUCACCAUCGGCCCCGGCCUGCCAGCCUAGCGCCGAACCUAUGGUAGAUCAGUGCACUCAGCCUGAAGUUACAGAUGCCGUCGACAUGGUGGAAGAGAAGAUGAAUGAAGCUCAAGUAUCAAUGGUACCUGAUGCCGAACGGGUGACAGACGAAGGAGAAAAAGAGGAGUGGCGUGAUUGUGAGGUCUGGCGACAUAUUGCGACUUCGGCGCCGCCUUGGAAACCAACCUAG